This is a messenger RNA of Phytophthora nicotianae INRA-310, 891 nucleotides long. RefSeq lists its product as hypothetical. The coding region runs from base 1 to 891 and encodes 296 amino acids. NCBI's taxonomy places the organism in Eukaryota, Oomycota, Peronosporomycetes, Peronosporales, Peronosporaceae. Gene Ontology annotation, cellular component: cytoplasm; spindle microtubule; mitotic spindle pole. Gene Ontology annotation, molecular function: microtubule binding. The record is from RefSeq and is a predicted model, not a curated record. The transcript has 3 exons.
AUGCUGCGCCGUGCCGUGCUUCUGCAUCGUUCGGUCCGCGUGCUUCCUCGCCAGCAGCUCGCUUCUCUCGUUCGAAUACAGAGUGCUUUGACGCACGAUCCUCGUGCCCCGGGAGCUGUUCGUUCGCUAGCGCUACUUUCGCUCUCCGCUCUCGCUCUGGCAACAGCGUCCUGCGCCCCCAAACUACCGAUGGAGUCUGCUGACGCAGUUAAGGCCGAGGAGCUGUACAAUGACAACUCUUUCGACCGUCGUGAGCUCCUCAACAAGCUCAAGGAGAUGCACGCCGCUCAUCCUGAAGAUGUCGGCGUCAUUUGGCGCCUCACUCGUGCUGCUUAUGAUGUUUCGAACCUGAAAGCUACGAGCGCCGACGAGAAGAAGGAGCUGACGUACUACGCGCGCGAUAUCAUUCAGAAGGGUUUGGAUCUAACCAAGGACGUUGCUGCAGUGCACAACUGGUACGGGAUCAUUUUGUCCUCCAUUGGGGACUACGAGGGCUCCAAGGUGUCGAUCGCCAACUCAUACGUGAUCAAGAAUCACUGGGAGAAGGCGAUAGAGCUCAACCCUUCGAACCCCACGACGUAUUACUUGCUGGGUCGCUGGUGUAUCGCCAUCGCUGACCUGUCGUGGCUGGAGCGUAAGGCGGCGGCUGUGCUGUUUGGUACGCCUCCCGAGUCCUCGUACGACGAAGCGCUGAGCUUCCUGCUCAAGUCGGAGGAGCUCGCUCCGGACUCGUGGAAGAAGCGAUCGCUGCUCAUCGCGCAGGUUUACCAGAAGAAAAAGGAGUAUCCGACGGCGAAAGAAUGGGUGAACAAGGCACUUGCGAUCCCUAUCGGCGUUGAGGAGGACGAGAUCGCUCACGAAGAGGCUCAAGCGCUACUCAAGAAACUAUAG